Messenger RNA from Culex quinquefasciatus (southern house mosquito), 1002 nucleotides. It is a transcript of the gene anox, whose product is annotated as acyl-CoA-binding domain-containing protein 6. Gene Ontology annotation, molecular function: protein binding; fatty-acyl-CoA binding. Lineage: Eukaryota; Metazoa; Arthropoda; Insecta; Diptera; Culicidae. Bases 30 to 920 code for a protein of 296 amino acids. The record is from RefSeq and is a predicted model, not a curated record. The transcript is spliced from 2 exons.
GUAAGAAAAGAGACUUUAGCGCUGUGAGAAUGUCCGAUUUCGAGGAGGAAGUUGACCUGCUGGAGGAGGAGUUCAGUCGGGCCACCAAGUUCAUCGAGCGUGGCCACGACCAGUUCGAGCAAAAGGAGCUGUUGAAGUUCUACGCGUUCUAUAAGCAGGCAACGUCCGGCAAGUGUGACGUUCCGAAGCCGGGGAUCUUCAACAUGGCUGGCCGCGCCAAGUGGACCGCCUGGAACGAGCUGGGUGACCUCUCGAAGCCCCAGGCCAUGCAGGGUUACGUCCAACAUCUGACCCAGCUCAAACCAUCCUGGGACCAGUCCUCGGAAGACGAUUCCGAAUACAAGCCUCAAAAGGGUUCCUGGGUGUCCGUUUCCACCUUCGCCCACGAAGAAGACACGGCCGCGGACAAAACCCUGGUAGAUUUCAUCAAGGAAGGCAACCUCCCACAGCUCGAGCAGGCCCUCGCAAAUCCGGAAGUGCCGGGGCUCAUCAAUGAACUCGACGACGAUGGUCUCGGCCUGAUCCACUGGGCUGCCGAUCGGGGCAACGAGCACGUGCUCAAGCUUAUUUUGGCCGUGCCCGGCCGAGAUCUGGACCUGAGGGACUCGGGCGGUCAGACGGCGCUGCAUUACGCGUCCAGCUGUGGCAAUCGGGACUGCGUUCGGGUGCUGGUUGAGGCCGGGGCGGACAAGAGUGCGAAAGAUGACGAGGGGGAAAGUGUCGAGGAGGUGGCGUUUGAUGCGGCAAUAAAGGAGUUGCUGAACUAUCUUCCUCCUCCUCACCAUCGCUCUAACGGCGCCAGCCUUCGCCGACCAGAGAUGUACCUACCUGCGGUGCAGAACCGAGUUCCGGAAGACCGGGGCGUACUGCGCUCACGGGGACUUUGCCCACUACUGCAUGUGCAGAAGCGGCAUCGAUGAGGCGCUCCUGAUGCAGUGUCCGUACGGGCAGAUAUUCAACGAAUUUCUCAACAAAUGCGGCCAAAACAGCGAGCGCAACCAA